AAUAUGAAAUUAAAAAUCAGGAUAUGUGUAAUUUCUCAUGUCCGUUUAGCAAGUGGAAGAGCAGCCUAGUUGCUUGCCAAUUAAAAUUUUCUUCUUUCUUGGUAUUACACUAAAAAUUGGGCUUAUAUUCAUCAACCCGGCGCCAAUUUAUCUUAUGUUGCAGUGAUUUCUUCUAAACUUCUUCAUCACCGAACUUGGAAGGACCAAAAUCCAGUGGGGGCAGUUGCCCCACUAGACCCCAGGUGGUUCUGCCCCUGUUGUUGUUCAUGCUAGGGCAACCGAAAGGAUAUUUCAAGCGAAUUCGUGAAAUUUUUUAUAUUUAUGUAAACACUUUCAGAGGAGUUUAACCAGUGGAGUAAUAAUGCAAAAGGACAAUGAUUCUGGUGGUCCAUCAAUGCAUGGAGGUCUUACUGGGCGGUUACGCCGACGCAGAGGCUCAAAUGAGGUUCCUUCUGAAGUUGAUAAAGCAAAUGGAAGCCAUUUACUUGUUGACGAUAGAAACAAAUACAAGUCUAUGUUAAUCCGAAUAUAUUCAUCUGUUUGGAUGAUUGGAGGUUUUGCCUUCAUAAUCUACAUGGGUCACCUUUAUAUCUGGGCCAUGGUAGUUGUUAUCCAAAUAUUUAUGGCAAGAGAGCUAUUCAAUUUACUUAGGAGAUCACAUGAAGACAGGCGCCUCCCAGGUUUCAGGCUUUUAAAUUGGCACUUCUUCUUCACAGCAAUGCUGUUUGUAUAUGGCCGCAUCCUCAAUCAGAGGCUUGCGAAUACAGUUACUUCGGAUAAAUUUUUGCAUAAGCUCGUCACUGGAUUUAUCAAGUAUCACAUGGUUACUUGUUAUUUCUUGUAUAUUGCAGGUUUUAUGUGGUUUAUUCUGACACUAAAGAAGAAGAUGUAUAAGUAUCAAUUUGGACAAUACGCUUGGACUCAUAUGAUUCUGAUUGUGGUUUUUACCCAGUCCUCUUUUACCGUGGCAAAUAUUUUUGAAGGAAUAUUCUGGUUCCUUCUUCCAGCAUCACUCAUCGUCAUCAAUGAUAUUGCUGCUUACUUUUUCGGAUUUUUCUUGGGGAGAACUCCUCUUAUCAAGAUAUCACCUAAGAAAACAUGGGAGGGCUUUAUUGGAGCAUCAUUUGCAACUAUUGUGUCCGCAUUUGUGCUUGCAAAUAUAUUGGGUCGUUUUCAGUGGUUAACAUGUCCUAGAAAGGAUUUAUCAACUGGCUGGCUUCAUUGUGAUCCUGGCCCGCUGUUUAAGCCAUAUUAUUUUACUGUCCCUCAAUGGUUUCCUCAAUGGUUCCCUUGGAGAGAGAUCUCUGUUUUACCAGUACAGUGGCAUGCCUUGGCGCUUGGUCUCUUUUCAUCAAUUAUAGCACCUUUCGGAGGCUUUUUCGCAAGUGGCUUUAAAAGAGCUUUCAAGAUCAAGGAUUUUGGUGAUAGUAUUCCUGGACAUGGUGGAAUCACUGAUAGAAUGGAUUGCCAGAUUUGCUCUGUGCUGGAAGAAGCUGUCCCUCUAAGGAGGAGAACAAGUCAAGUGCUCACUCAGGAUGUGAUCUGGGAACAAAAUGUCCUGCUUCUCGUAUGGACACAAAUGUCACAUUCUGGUAGUGCUCUUGCUUCUUCGGUCUUGAGGGGAGAAAAGUUGAACAAUUGUUCUUUGGGUGUGGGAGAACUUCACCGACUGUGCCUCAAUAGGUUGAUCAAGGAGGAGGAAGUUCACCAAUACACCCUUUUGAAGCUGAAAGACUGAUUAGUUUACUGAGGCAAAGAAAACUAAGAGAAGUCGAAUCCUGUUCCUCUCAGUUUGCAAAGAUAGUACUAUGGAUUAGAAUGAAAAGCACAUUUGAGUUUCUCUGUUAUCUUCUCCACCGACCACACUUGGUUAUUUAUUUUCUUCUUUUUGUUGUUUAGAAGCCUUUUAAACAUUUACCUGAUCUUGAUUGUACACGAUAAAAUACCUUCUUUUGCAAUGGGUUUCUAAUGUAAUUAUUGUCAAACUUUAAUGUUUGUGCUGUGGUUAACUGGUCA
Olea europaea var. sylvestris is the source of this 2016-nucleotide messenger RNA. Its product is annotated as phosphatidate cytidylyltransferase 1-like. The transcript has 12 exons. NCBI's taxonomy places the organism in Eukaryota, Viridiplantae, Streptophyta, Magnoliopsida, Lamiales, Oleaceae. Gene Ontology annotation, cellular component: endoplasmic reticulum membrane. Gene Ontology annotation, molecular function: phosphatidate cytidylyltransferase activity. The coding region runs from base 362 to 1738 and encodes 458 amino acids. The record is from RefSeq and is a predicted model, not a curated record.